Molecule: messenger RNA, 1287 nt
Organism: Cryptotermes secundus
Lineage: Eukaryota; Metazoa; Arthropoda; Insecta; Blattodea; Kalotermitidae
Product: gustatory receptor for sugar taste 64f
Exons: 9
Coding region: 1-1287 (428 amino acids)
Biological process (GO): detection of chemical stimulus involved in sensory perception of taste; sensory perception of chemical stimulus
Cellular component (GO): membrane
Molecular function (GO): taste receptor activity
Source: RefSeq, a predicted model, not a curated record
AUGUACAUAAUAAAGAGGCUGAUGGAAGUACUCAGGGAUCAGACAGGACAUACCGAGACAUAUCUGCCCGACGUCAUGACCAUUUCUAUUCAAGACAAGAGCGACAGACACGCCGCAGUGACAGAUCCUGAAGUUAACACUUUCCACAGAGCCAUUGCCUCCAUUGUUGUGCUGGCGCAGUGCUUCGGGCUCCUGCCUGUCCACGGUGUCACCGCCCCUAGCGCCCAAUCUCUUAGGUUUCGAUGGGCGAGUGCCCGCGUGGUGUACACGGCCUUUGUGCUGUGUCUUUUGCUCUUCAUGGUCUUGUUCUGCAGCCUCUACACCCUGCAGAUCGGAGGUUCAUUUCAAGAUGCUCAGUGCAUGAUCUUCUACGGUAUAGGGACUGCCACGUACGCCAUGUUCCUGGAGAUAGCCAGGCGCUGGCCGCGGCUUAUGGUGCAGUGGAGCACCGUGGAACAGAAGCAGAGUUGCUACGGUCCGUCACGGCGCCUGCGUCUCAAGAUUCGAUGUAUCACCGCCAUGAUUCUAUCGGGAGCAGCAGUUGAACACCUCCUGAACGAGUACAACAACUUGAAAUUCGCUGCUCAGCAAGCCAACACCACGACUAGCAUCAUUCGCCAGUACAUGCUCAAGAGUCACCAUCAUCUGUUCAACUACGUCGGUUAUUCUCACGCCUGCGCAGCCGUUGCCACCAUGGCCGGAGCUCUAGCCACCUUCUCCUGGAACUACAUGGAUCUUUUCAUCUCCAUCACCAGCAUCGCGCUAGCCGAGCGGUUCCGCCUGCUGAACCGACACCUGCAGAACGUCAGAGGAAAGACGCUACCAGGGCAGAUCUGGAAGCAAAUCCGUGAGCAUUAUACGAGUCUGAUGGACCUGACAGACACACUCAACUUGUGCAUAUCUCACAUGGUGCUUUUGUCUUUUGGAAGCAAUCUUUACUUCAUAUGCCUCCAGCUCUUCAAUACUCUUGGUCGGCUUGCCAAGUGGUAUGAACGGGUCUAUUUCUACUGGUCCUUCGGGUUCCUAAUCCUACGAACAGUCACGAUGUCGCUCUCUGUGGCCAGCAUCAACGAUGAGAGUCAUCUUCCCAGGUCGGUGCUCUUUGCUGUUCCGGCAAGGGGCUACAACGUUGAAGUGUCGCGGUUCCUACAACUGGUUACCACGUGCGAGGUGGCGCUCACAGGCCUCAAUUUCUUCUCGGUGACCCGGACAAUGCUGCUCACGAUGGCGGGUACGAUUGUGACUUAUGAAAUCGUGCUAGUCCAAUUCAGUCACAACGAUUCCUGA